Guillardia theta CCMP2712 is the source of this 1092-nucleotide messenger RNA. RefSeq lists its product as hypothetical. The record is from RefSeq and is a predicted model, not a curated record. Bases 1 to 1092 code for a protein of 363 amino acids. Gene Ontology annotation, molecular function: protein binding. The transcript has 6 exons. NCBI's taxonomy places the organism in Eukaryota, Cryptophyceae, Pyrenomonadales, Geminigeraceae.
AUGCCAUCAGUUCCAUGGCUUUACGUCUUGGAGAAGCUUUGGCAUGAUGACCAAGGUGAGAAGGUGGUACACGACAAGUGUCUGCUUGCCAGCAAGGUGUCCCUCGUCUGUAAGGAAUGGGCUGGACACGUGCGAGCAGGACAGAUGGGCAACUCUUUCGAGCAAGAAAUCGCCAAGAGCUUGUACUCCGACAUCCUGGAGGAUGGACGGGGAAUACCGAGAAUCAAAGUGCAAGACAGCCUGAAAAAAGAGAUUGAGAUAGAAUUAUGCCGAAGAAGUUCUCGGAUCCCCGUCGAGCACUUUGUCAUGUCAGACUUCAUCAGCCUUAUCUCCACCGCCGGGAGCAUCGCAGCCUUCGCCCAUGUCAUCCCAAAGCCGAGUGAGCUGGUCUUAGGCGUGAACUGCUGGAGAGGGUCGAUCGGGGCGUAUGUCAAUCACUCCUUGUCUAUCUACUGCCUGAAGAAGGCAACCGUCGUGAAUCAGUUUCCAUCCAACAAUCGGAUUAACGCUCUUCACGUCUCAGUCAGCAAUGAAAUUUUUGCUGCUGAUCAAGAUGGCUACGUCAAAGUUUACAGCUCAGUCGAUUCUGAGGCUCCUUGGAGCGAAACUACUACAAGAGUCUGGCGCCACCCUGCUCAAGAAGCGAUAUCUUGUAUGUCAAUAAGGGAAGGAAAUGAGCACAAGGAGGGUUCCUUGCAAGGGUUGCAAAGGCCAACGCGAAAUGCCGACUACUUCAUCUCGACGUCGCUGGACACUGUGGGAUUAUUUGAGGACGUGAGCUUGAGGCAGCUAGCGGGCGGGGGUAUGGGCCAGCUCUUUCACAUGGGGCUUACCUUCGUCGAAUCGGCACGCCUAGCUUGCAGUGGCAAUGUCUUGAUCUGCGCAGAGCUGGUUGAAAACAACAUCCCGAUGCGAGUCUGGUACCUGCAUGGGUCGCGGACAUCGAAAUGGCCAGCUGUUACCAGAGCUCUGUGCAAGUCAGCCUUGUACCAGCUGCUAAUCAGGGACAAGGGCGUUCAGAUAUCAACCAAAGACCGUCCAUACCGAGAGGUUUGUGUCAUCAUCUCUUAUCGUUCCUCAGCCUUUCUGUGA